GUGGCCUCUCUCCUUGGCUAGCAGAUGGCCACAUUCUUGCUGUGUCCUCAUAUGGGCUUUUCUCUGUGCACCUCUGGUCCAAAUUUCCUCUUUGUAUAAAGGCACCAGUCAGAUUGGAAAGUCCACCCUAAUUGUAUCAUUUUAACUAAAACACCUUUUAGAAGACCCUAACUCCAAAUAUAAUUACAUUUUGAAGUCAUGGGGGUUAGGGCUCUACCAUAUGAAUUUGGAGGCAACAUACUUCAGCCCCUAACAGUUCAACGUUUCUUCUCUUUCCCCUUCCACACUGCUGUCUGUCCCAGAGGCAGCAAGCCCACAGCUCUCAUCAAGCACCAAUGGCCAGAUUAGCCUUCCCCUCAAAUUUCCAAGAUUCAGGCUUCAACAUGUUACGGGUAUUAUUCUGCCUGGAAUGGGGUCAAAAAGGUGGCAGAAGAACUUGAAGAAUUCACUAGUUACAAAAGGGAGAGACCUUUUAGGCUGAGGAAACUGCAUAAGGAAAGAUACCAUAUGUUAAAUUUCAUGGGUAGUUUGGGGACAAUUAGAUGUGGCUGUUGUAGGGGAUGAAUGUGGUAGAUGCCAAUAGUUGAAGGAAGAAAGGUUGGUCGAGGUUAUAUUGUAAAAAGCUUUCAUUUUGGCAUAAAAUCAGCCAACACUUUAUCUAAGGAGAUGAAGAUAGGGAAUUAGAGGCUGUUCCAAUCACUCAUGCAGGAAACAAUGCAAUUAACUUGGUAAAAGGUUGGAAGAUUUGAAGAUGACUUAAAGCAAACAGCUAUCAGGAAGGGAGGAGCAGGGGAGGCAUGACAAAUAAAAGAUAAAGGGAAAAGUAGAGGCAAAGAGAAAAAAAAAAAAAAACAGAAAAAAACGAGGCAUCCUGUUCAUAUCUAAACGAUGAAUUCUAAUAUCCCAGAAGGAAUUCUUUUGAAUUGGGUUUUGCAACCUCAAAAAGGCAAAGUCUCCUCCAGACUCUGCUGGAGUUGACUAGCAUCUCUCAGCAAAGUGAGGGGGUACUGGAAGCAGAGAAGGCUCUAGAUAUCAGAAGGUCAGUUAAUGUGGAGGCACAGCAGCAAAUGGAGCCAAGAGGGAUGAAGACAGCAACAAUUUCCAAAAGGAACUGGAGAUCUGGAUGUGAUCAGCUUCAGGGGGCUAACUGGGCUGAGAGCAUUGAUAUACCCAGCUCUUUCUCAUGUAGAGAAAACAGUCAGCUCAGGCCUGGCUUAUAGAUUAAGGACCAAUCACCUGGAUCCAGCCACAGAGAGGAAACAGUGAUGGAUAUUAAGGAGCUUAUUUCCCCUCUCAGGAUACUGGGGUAGAAAAGCAGAUGGAUCAGACACUUGCAGAGGAGAAAAGAGAAGUCACUGUGCUUGUCCACUGUCCCAGUUAGUGACAGCAAUAGUCAAGGCUGGAGGUUAAGUGUAAUGAAGAUAGUGGAGCUAACUGAUUUCAUCCAACCGCAGGUUUAGGUGCAGCAGGCCAUCUUUCUCACCCUUACCCACCUGGCACCCAUUGAGGAGGGACUGUUUUAAUAAAGAUGGCUUCAGUAGGCCACCGCAAGUCAAAGUUGGGUCUGUCUCCAAUGUGAGUUUGGUUUUUCUUUAUGAAACCUCUGGUCACAAGAAUAUGAGAGUUUCCACUCUGGUUCUGAACCAUGGGUCAUCAAUCCUAAUGGGUUAUGGGUUCCAGCUGUGAGAUUUGCAGUCCCUGUCUGGGAUUACAAAGAGUAAAUGAAGUGCUCCAAUUAAGACCAGGUGUGGGCAGUCAGAACUGAGAGGCCACGAGUGUCCCUCUGAAGAAGGUGGUGACCGCAGAGAAGGUGGUACUGGGCCUGAAUCACUGGUGGGCAGAGAUGGUGCCUGCCAGGCCUGAGCAAGCUCUUUGGAGCCCACUCCACAGAGAGAGGAGCAACAGCAGCCCUGAAAGUACCCCAAGGACUUCUGCUGCAACCAAGGCUUCCCACUGCAUUUCCCCCUCACAGACUCUCCUGUAAUUCUUUAGACAUCGAUGAUGGUGGCCCUUCAAGGAGCUUCUGCAUUGCUCGUUCUGUUCCUUGCAGCUUUUCUGCCCCCGCCGCAGUGUGCCCAGGACCCAGCAAUGGUGCAUUACAUCUACCAGCGCUUUCGAGUCUUGGAGCAAGGGCUGGAAAAAUGUACCCAAGCAACAAGGGCAUACAUUCAAGAAUUCCAAGAGUUCUCAAAAAAUAUAUCUGUCAUGCUGGGAAGAUGUCAGACCUACACAAGUGAGUACAAGAGUGCAGUGGGUAACUUGGCACUGAGAGUUGAACGUGCCCAACGGGAGAUUGACUACAUACAAUACCUUCGAGAAGCUGACGAGUGCAUAGAAUCAGAGGACAAGACACUGGCAGAAACGUUGCUCCAAGAAGCUGAAGAAGAGAAAAAGAUCCGGACUCUGCUGAAUGCAAGCUGUGACAACAUGCUGAUGAGCAUAAAGUCUCUGAAAAUAGUGAAGAAGAUGAUGGACACACAUGGCUCUUGGAUGAAAGAUGCUGUCUAUAACUCUCCAAAGGUGUACUUGUUAAUUGGAUCCAGAAACAACACUGUUUGGGAAUUUGCAAACAUACGGGCAUUCAUGGAGGAUAACACCAAGCCAGCUCCCCGGAAGCAAAUCCUAACACUUUCCUGGCAGGGAACAGGCCAAGUGAUCUACAAAGGUUUUCUAUUUUUUCACAACCAAGCGACUUCUAAUGAGAUAAUCAAAUAUAACCUGCAGAAAAGGACUGUGGAAGAUCGAAUGCUGCUCCCAGGAGGGGUAGGCCGAGCAUUGGUUUACCAGCACUCCCCUUCAACUUACAUUGACCUGGCUGUGGAUGAGCAUGGGCUCUGGGCCAUCCACUCCGGGCCAGGCACUCAUAGCCAUUUGGUUCUCACAAAGAUUGAGCCAGGCACACUGGGAGUGGAGCAUUCAUGGGAUACCCCAUGCAGAAGCCAGGAUGCUGAAGCCUCAUUCCUCUUGUGUGGGGUUCUCUAUGUGGUCUACCGCACUGGGGACCAGGGCCCUCAUCGCAUCACCUGUGUCUAUGAUCCACUGGGCACUAUCAGUGAGGAGGACUUGCCCAACUUGUUCUUCCCCAAGAGACCAAGAAGUCACUCCAUGAUCCAUUACAACCCCAGAGAUAAGCAGCUCUAUGCCUGGAAUGAAGGAAACCAAAUCAUUUACAAGCUCCAGACAAAGAGAAAGCUGCCUCUGAAGUAAUGCAUUACAGCUGGGAGAAAGAGCAUUGUGGCUUUGGCAGCUGUUCUACAGGACAGUGAGGCUACAGCCCCUUCACAAUAUAGUAUCCCUCUAAUCACACACAGGAAGAGUGUGUAGAAGUGGAAAUACAUAUGCAUCCUUACCCAGAUGUCACUGCCUUAGGUAUCUUCCAAGAGCUUAGAUGAGAGCAAGAGCAUAUCAUUAGAAAAGUUUCAACAAUGUCCAUUACUCCCCCAAACCUCCUGGUUCUCAAGGCUGACCACAUUCUGAUACAGCUUACUUCAAGCCUUUUAUUUUACUCCCCCCCAGCAUUUACUGUAACUCUGCCCUCUUCCCUCCCACAAUUAGAGUUAUAUACCAGCCCCUAAUAUUCACCACUGGCUUUUCUCUCCCCUGGCCUUUGCUGAAGCUCUUCCCUCUUUUUCAAAUGUCUAUUGAUAUUCUCCUAUUUUCACUGCCCAACUAAAGUACUAUUAAUAUUUCUUUCUUUCUUUUUUUUUUUUUUUUUUUUUUUUGAGACAAGGUCUCACUAUGUUGCCCAGGCUGGUCUCAAACUCCAGAGCUCAAGAGAUCCUCCUGCCUCAGCCUCCUAAGUACCUGGGAUUACAGGCAUGUGCCACCACACCUGGCUUAAAGUACUAUAUCUUAUUGAGGUCUAACCUCUAUUUCCCCUAGCCCUGUCCUUCCACUAAGCUAGGCAGGUGUAAUAAUAAAGUGAAAAUGUUAACAUUUGAAAACCACUUUCCAGGUGUAGAGUGUUUGCACAUCAUUUAAUUCUCAUCUCACCCUUGUGAAACAUGCACAAGUCUUUACAGCUGUCAUUCUAGAGUUUAGGUGAGUAACACAAUUACAAAGUGAAAGAUACAGCUAGAAAAUACAAAUUCCGGUCUUUCCAUCGCCCAAGGAAACAUCAAAUAUGUAUGUUUGUUCACCUACUCUUAUAGUCAAUGUGUUCAUCAUUUCAGCUUAAAAAUAACAGUCUGCCCCUUUAGCCAGUUUUCAUGUCUGUGCAAGACCUUUCAAUAGGCCUUUCAAACAAUAAUUCCUCCAGAAAACUAGUCUAAGAGUGAGGACCCCCAACUCUAGCCUCCCCUUGUCUUGCUGUCCUCUGUUUCUCUCUUUUUGCUUUAAAUUCAAUAAAAGUGACACUGAGCAAAUAACCCCAUCAGGUUAUAUUUGCCCACAUACCCUAAGCAUAAAAGCUUUCUGGGAGUGCUGCUUGUGUUAGGUUUACAGUGAAUGAUUUCCAACACACUGAGGCCCUUAAUAAAUAUUCUGGAAUCUGGACAGAAGUCAUACAGCAGGCAAGCGACUCUGCCACAGCAGGCAUGCCCUGUGGCACCGAGGGCAGCAUGCCUCUUGACAGGGGCUUCCUCAGUGUUUCCCACGUGUUUGUCCAAUUCAGCUAAGUUCAAGUCACAAGUGCAGGCUGUGGUGCCAGUCUGUGUCACGUGCUGAGGCCUCUCUCUUUCCAGGUUGGUCACAUGAGAAAGUUUGCUUUGUGUGCUUGCAGCUGUUUUCCUGUCUUUGCCAAGCCCAGGCUGGGACCAUAGGCAGUGAAGAGAAAAUGUUUUUUUCCAUAGCAUUGGAGUAGAUCUUUGGCAAAAGGGAAUUACUCAACCCAUGGAUACAGUGUAAUUACCCACAGUUCUAACAGAAGGGUACAGAGAGCCCAUAUCCUUUGUGGAAUGAGACAGGUAUGAAUAAAAUAAAUGUGAUAUUACCUGCCCUA
Cercocebus atys (sooty mangabey) is the source of this 4939-nucleotide messenger RNA. RefSeq names its product olfactomedin-like 1 (gene OLFML1). Lineage: Eukaryota; Metazoa; Chordata; Mammalia; Primates; Cercopithecidae. Gene Ontology annotation, biological process: signal transduction. Bases 1999 to 3207 code for a protein of 402 amino acids. The record is from RefSeq and is a predicted model, not a curated record. The transcript has 4 exons.